Messenger RNA from Drosophila virilis, 1255 nucleotides. RefSeq names its product voltage-dependent anion-selective channel. Gene Ontology annotation, cellular component: mitochondrial outer membrane. The record is from RefSeq and is a predicted model, not a curated record. Gene Ontology annotation, biological process: monoatomic anion transmembrane transport. NCBI's taxonomy places the organism in Eukaryota, Metazoa, Arthropoda, Insecta, Diptera, Drosophilidae. Gene Ontology annotation, molecular function: voltage-gated monoatomic anion channel activity.
AAAGGACUUGUAGUGAUAAAUUCAGAACGUAGACAGAAAUUUUAGUAUUCUUUUGGUUUUUAAGAUAUUUUAUAUAAAUUAACAGUUAAUAAGUUUAUACAAAAUGUCCAUAUGGAAAAAAAAAUGUUUCAAGAAAAAGAAGAAGGAGGAACCAGUGGUCGAAGAAGAAACAGAUGAGUCUAAAAAUAAGACGUCCUCAAAAACUGAAGACGACAGUAAAGUUUCGGAUGAGGUAAUACCUCCACCCCCGUUAGAGGGGGAAAUGGCAACAUAUUUUCACAUCGGUGGAUGGGCCAAGGAAUGUUUGAUAACCGGCUAUAAAAUUGGUGCCUGGCAUUUUGACUGUACCACUCAACUAACCGACAAACUUGGCAUAUAUAGUUUUGGCAACGGCAAGCCCAACUAUUACGGUGUCUCCGGCGGAGUUGGUCUUCGCGAGAAGUUAGGCAUCUUCCAUAUGUGUCAGGCUUACCAUACCAAUGCCUACGUCGGUGCGUUUGGAGUGCGUUCCACAGUCGUCGGCUGUUUAGCCAAUGCCAUGCUGCGCGGAACAUACGGUCCCCACGACGAACCUGAAGUAACGCUUGAUCUACAUACGGGUUUAGAGCGAUCACCCAUCAAAAUGGAUGUGAUCGUACCAAUUUUGAAGUCACCGAAACUAAUGGGCUAUGUGGUUCUACAACCGCUGCAGAACUAUUUAUUGGGCUAUCGAGCGGUCUACGACUUUGACAAUAUGGGCUUUGACAUGCACGCGUUAUGCGUGGGCUUUAAUAACGGUAGCUCCGAAUUGAGCCUAAAAUUAGAGAACUUCAAGGAGCUUCGAGGCUCGAUAUUCCAGCGCAUUGGCGAACGCUGGGCCGUUGCCUUAAAGGCGAAUAUUUACGGUGAAAAUGAAAAGCAAUUUGCCAUUGGAGGCCAGUACAAAAUCCAAGACAAUGCACUGUUAAAGGCCAAGGUGCGCGACGAUGGCUUUGUGGGAAUGGUCUACCAGGUUAAUGUCAGCGAGAAUAUAGGUAUUAUGUAUCACGUUGGUUUAGAAGUCGGCUCGCCUAUCAAUGGCGACCAUAAAGUUGGUAUAUCAUGGAGUAUAAAGGGUUGAAACCCUUUUGUGUACUAUGUAGCAGAAGGUUGUUGCAGUUGAGUAUGUAGCAGAACGUUUGGUCAGAGCCUCCACCAGAUUAAUGAGGCCUCGACUGUGCCGAUGCUGAAACUAUUUUAAAGAAAAUUAAAUUGUUCAUUAAAAUCGUUUUGGCAA